Messenger RNA from Malurus melanocephalus (red-backed fairy wren), 2914 nucleotides. RefSeq names its product solute carrier family 15 member 4 (gene SLC15A4). Bases 47 to 1792 code for a protein of 581 amino acids. Lineage: Eukaryota; Metazoa; Chordata; Aves; Passeriformes; Maluridae. Gene Ontology annotation, biological process: histidine transport; transmembrane transport; oligopeptide transport. The transcript is spliced from 8 exons. Gene Ontology annotation, molecular function: L-histidine transmembrane transporter activity. Gene Ontology annotation, cellular component: membrane. The record is from RefSeq and is a predicted model, not a curated record.
GGCCGGGAGCGCGGCGGGGCCGUGAGGGCCGGGGGGACGCGGGGCCAUGGACGAGCCCGAGCCCAGCGAGCGCAGCCCUUUGCUGAGCAGCGGCGAGCGCGCCCGGGCGGCCAACAGCGCCUUCCAGGGCCGGCGGCUGGCCUGCGCCGCCGUGCUGCUGGCCGAGCUGCUGGAGCGGGUGGCCUUCUACGGCAUCACCUCCAACCUGGUGCUGUUCCUCAACGGGCCGCCCUAUGGCUGGGAGGGGGCCCAGGCCAGCCAGGCGCUGCUGCUCUUCAUGGGCAUCACCUACCUGGUGUCGCCGUUCGGGGGCUGGCUGGCUGACGCCCUGCUGGGCAAGUUCGGCACCAUCCUGCUCAGCAUGGCGCUCUACCUGCUGGGCAUGCUGGCCUUCCCCGUCAUCGCCGCGCCGCACACCCGCCAGGGCCUGUGCGGGGACAUCCCCCUGUUCCCCGUGGAGAACUGCUCCUCGCCGGCGGCCAACGCCACCCUGGCGCCCUGCUCCCAGGCGGGAGCCACCCGCUACUGUGCCACCGCCACCUUCGUGGGACUGGUCCUCGUGGGGCUGGGCGUCGGCUCGGUCAAGGCCAACAUCACCCCGUUCGGGGCAGACCAGGUCAAAGACCGAGGCCCAGAAGCCACAAGGAGAUUUUUUAAUUGGUUUUAUUGGAGCAUUAAUUUGGGAGCUCUUCUGUCUCUGGGAGGCAUUGCCUACAUUCAGCAGAACGUGAGCUUUGUGAUCGGAUACAGCAUCCCAACGGUUUGCAUUGGGAUUUCAUUCAUGGUUUUCUUAUGUGGGCAGAGCUUCUUCAUCACCAAACCUCCUGAUGGUAGUGCCUUCACAGACAUGUUCAAAAUCCUCACAUAUUCUUGUUGCUCCAAGAAGAGCCACGUGGAACAUUCAGCCAACAGUGAAGGCCAGGGAGUGCUUCAGCAGCCUCGCAAGCAAAGCCUCUUUGAGAUGGCCAAGCUGUCUCGGGGAGGGCCCUUCAGAGAAGAUAAAGUAGAAGAUGUAAAAGCUCUUGUCAAGAUUAUCCCUGUCUUUCUGGCCUUAAUACCAUACUGGACAGUGUAUUUUCAAAUGCAGACAACGUACGUAUUGCAAAGUCUCCAUCUGAAAAUUCCUGAGAUACCAAAUGACACCAACUCUAUCCACACGUUUCCAGCAGCCUGGCUGACCAUGUUUGAUGCAGUGCUUAUCCUGAUCCURAUACCCUUAAAAGAUAAACUGGUGGACCCCAUUUUGAAGAGGAAUGGCCUUCUCCCAUCCUCRCUCAAGAGGAUUGCAGUUGGAAUGUUCUUCGUGAUGUGCUCUGCCUUUGCUGCAGGAAUUCUGGAAAGCAACAGGCUGAAAAUUGUAAAGGUGAAAACCAUUAACCAGACAAUUGGGAAUGUCACAUACCACGCUGCAGAUUUGCCAAUAUGGUGGCAGRUUCCUCAGUAUGUGCUGAUUGGAUUCAGUGAAAUAUUUGCAAGUAUAGCAGGUCUGGAAUUUGCAUAUUCAGCUGCUCCCAAAUCUAUGCAGAGUGCUAUCAUGGGACUGUUCUUUUUCUUUUCGGGCAUUGGAUCAUUUGUUGGCUCUGGACUGUUGGCACUGGUGUCUAUUAAGGAAAUUGGCUGGAUGAGCAAUCACACAGACUUUGGCAAUAUUAACGGCUGCCAAUUAAACUAUUACUUCUUUUUGCUGGCUGCUAUCCAAGGAGCAACCCUCUUGCUUUUCCUGAUUGUUUCUGUGAAAUACGACCACCACAAGUCGAAGGUGCACGAAGUGGCUGCCAACGGGAGGCUCUGAGCUGGGGCAUUGUCAGAGUGUGCAGCAGCACCCAGGGCAGUGGCAGUGCUCCCCAAAGCUCUCCUGCUCCUCCAGGGGGGCUCUCCCAGCCCUGCCUGGGGCAGGAUCCUCUCUGCUGCUGCCCUGCUUCAUGGGGGUAAGUGCCUUAUGCUGCUGGGGCUGGUUCUUGCACUAGGGCCUGGCAGAGCCAGCAGAGCUUGGAGUGAAUUCACUGCAGGAAUUGGAGCUGCUCUUUGUUCGUGGGGAGGUGGUGGCUUCACUCCCAAAAACUGGGACACUCACAGUGGAGGAGGAGUCCCACAGACCCAAACUGAGGAAUGGAUCACAGAAACACUCAGCAGCAGCCCCAGCCUGCCUCGAGGACACUGCASAGAAACGUGGCACAGGAACCUCAACCAUGCUGGCAUUGUCAGUACCAAGGGUCAUUUCAGGGGGAAAAACAGGGACAAAUUCAAAUUAGCACAGAUGAAAAUGGAAUAUAAUUUGAUCAUUGACCUGUAUCAAGGAUUUAAGUCCAAUCUUGCAGUCGAGUAUCCAACACUGAGGACUGACCCCUCUAUCCCUUGUCAGGCAGCUGCUGCAGGCUUUGGUGCACCAUGAACACUUGUUGGGACUGAAAUUGCUUUACUKCAGCAGUGUUUUUAUUUUUGAACCUGCAUUAGAUGUGUUAGGACAAGCUUUGGGCACGGCCUGUUSAGUCUAACGCUGGUACUCCCCUGAGGACUGUUCCAAAUCCCUGCAGGAAGCAAAGUGAGCUGGAAUUGUGAGCAGAUCAAUGCACAAUAACCAUUCAGCAGCCUUUAGCCACGUCCUUCCUUGUUUUACCUCUCCUUAACGUGCUCCUGGGUUUGGAUCUUCCAGCAACACAUUCCUCCAGCAGAGCAAAUGGCUUCGUGUGCAGCCUCUUGAAUUUAAUGAUUCUAACAACCAUACUAAAGAUUGUGUGCAGACUGGUGUGGAGGGUGCAAAGAAUUAUGCAGAAAGGAAAUAAAACCUUUUUAUUAAUUUGUUGAAUUUUUAUAGUUUCCUUUGCCCGCAGUUCUGUUGUUUAAAAKGUCCUUAUUUUGUACAUGGACAUCUUUUUAAUGAGUUUACAAAAUAAAAUGACCCUCCAUGCUGUGA